This is a messenger RNA of Aaosphaeria arxii CBS 175.79, 1755 nucleotides long. Its product is annotated as glycosyltransferase family 90 protein. The record is from RefSeq and is a predicted model, not a curated record. The transcript is spliced from 2 exons. NCBI's taxonomy places the organism in Eukaryota, Fungi, Ascomycota, Dothideomycetes, Pleosporales. The annotation marks the transcript as partial.
CAUCCGAUUGAUGAACUCAUCGCCGAUGCCGAAAAGGGCUUCUCUGCCCUUCUGAAAACCGAGGCUGUGAGCCUGAAGGACGCCGCUGCCAAGUACCGCAGGAAAAGGGGAAGACAUCCACCGCCAGACUUUGACGCUUGGUAUAAUUUUGCUUCGUCCAGUGGCUCCGUCAUCGUUGAGGAUUUCUGGGACCAGAUUUAUCAUGAUCUCGGCCCCUUCUGGGGCGUCAAUCCGAGCACUCUACGCCAACAAGCUCACGGCCUGAAACCCAAGAUUUCCAUCCGUAAUGGAAAAGUCGAAUCAGAUCCGCAAGGUGCAUAUACGAAGUUGCAGCAGUGGACAGACAUGGUUCUAACUCUUUCCUCUCACAAGCAUGUAAGACUUCCAGACGUGGAUUUACCAUUCAAUGUCAAUGAAGAGCCUGCGCUCGCGGUGCCUUGGGAGACCAUCGAUACCAUGCUAUCGUUUUCCCGUCGGAUCAAAGCAUCGAUCGCAGACGUUCAGACUAGCUUCACAGAUCUAGAAACACCCGAAACGACAGCAAACGAGACUUUUGGAUUCGACCCGGAAUGGCUUGGUCCUCGCCGCACCCAUCCUGCUUCAGCACUAGGUCCACGUCCAUACUGGACAGUCGUACGGCCCGCUUGCCACCCAAGGUCUCCAUCAAGACUUCACAGUAUAAUGUCUGAUAUUUGGGACCUACACGGACGUACCAGCGAAGCACAUUCGGCUGUAAACAUAACACCCGGUGGCUGGCCGCUAGGAACCUUGAGGGGAUAUGUGAAGAACUGGACAAUAGCAACGGACGUGUGUCGACACAGUCAUUUGCAAGGACUUCAUGGAGCUUUUGUUGCGCCCGAGCACAUGAGCGUGAGUGAGAAAAUGUUUCCGUUGUUUGGGGCAAGCAAAUUCAGCAUGAGCAAUGAGAUUUUGUUGCCGGGAGCCCUGGAAUGGAACCGUACAGAAAUAUCAUCAUCGGUAGAUCAUUCCGUUGGAGUGAAUUGGGCAACCAGACAGGAUAAGUUGUUCUGGCGUGGCCCAGCAACAGGCGGACAGUAUAGUAAGAGUAAUUGGAACCGAUCACAUCGACACCGCUUCGUAGGCAUGUUGAAUGGUUCAAACAUCCUGAUGGUGGACCAGAGUCCUAAUGUAACGACCUCCGGACAAGAUAUUAGUUCUAGCAGGACCUUCCGCCUCCCUUCUAGAGAUGCAUAUCUCUUACCUUCUCGCCAUGACCACCAUCUUGCGGCAUGGGUCUCGAGCUGGGCAGAUGCAUCAUUUCGAACAGAAACUUUGGACUGUGAGAAACUCUCGGGCGAAGAAUCACCACGAUGCCCCUCGUCCUUCUUCUCCGUUGCUCAGGCAGCUAGUGGAAGGGAUAUCGAACAGCACAAAUACACAGCGGUGGUUGAUGGCAAUGGUGGCGACGAUGGCGGGGAAUUCACCAGAGCUCUUGAGAAUGGACUUGUUACUUUAAGAGGCAGCGUGUAUCGUCAAUGGUACGAUGCACGGAUUAAGCCUUGGGUACACUAUGUUCCAAUGGACAAUACGUUCAUCGAUUUAUUGGGGAUCAUGGAAUAUUUCCUUCCUUGGAGUGUUGGCCAUGAUGAGCAAGCAAGAAAAAUCGCGAAAACCGGCCAGAAAUGGGCCAGAAAGGUAUUGCGAAGGGAAGACAUGUUGAUAUACGUCUAUCGUUUGAUUCUCGAAUUUGCGCGAGUUGUCGACGAUUCUCGGGAAAGGUUGGGGUGGGUGGAA